AUGGAGACAAUAGAUCUCGACGAAUCAGCCUUAAAAGCAGUGGAUGAGUAUUGGGAGUACAGAAGGAUUGUAGGUGAUGAUGAUGGAGGCAAACUGUUUACUCCAGAGCAAUAUGAGGAGUACAAGAGGAAAGUGCUCCCUCUGCGAUUGAAAAACAGGCUUUAUGUGAGCUUUGGGGUACCAGGAGGUAUCGAAUGUAAACUCAUUGGCCCUGAGACACAGUGCUUCUGUACACACAGAUAUAAGCAACACAAGACAGACUUUGAAGUUGUUCCCUCUGAGCGACCCUUGGCUCUACCGUGCCAGUCCAGGGGAUGUCAUUGUUCUGCCUACCAGUAUGUUACCCAGAUCGGGUCAACACCUGUCCGCUGCAGGUGUAAACACUUACCCCACGAUCACAGUGAAGCUACUGGACAUUUGUGCAAGAAAUGUACCUGCACUGGGUUCCAGAGCUCCUACAUCUGUGGCUGUGGCCAGCCCAGCUCUGCCCACCGGACCCUGGUUGAGACAAAGCUAGAGAGGGAGGCUCAGGGUCGGCCAGUUGGCAGGGAUGUCCCCUACGCUGCCAUGGGGGGUCUGACAGGGUUCAGCUCAUUGUUGGAUGGUUACCUCGCUUUGGAAGCCAGUAGCUCAGAUCAAGACAGAGAAGAUGGCUGCCAGCAGAGAGGCUCAUCAUCAAAGAGCAACCAAGCGUCUUGUAAAGCAUCUAACUCUAUUCACUGUAAGAUGACCACCAAAAAGUGA
Molecule: messenger RNA, 744 nt
Organism: Scomber japonicus (chub mackerel)
Lineage: Eukaryota; Metazoa; Chordata; Actinopteri; Scombriformes; Scombridae
Gene: fam221a
Product: family with sequence similarity 221 member A
Exons: 6
Coding region: 1-744 (247 amino acids)
Source: RefSeq, a predicted model, not a curated record